Molecule: messenger RNA, 3633 nt
Organism: Mya arenaria
Lineage: Eukaryota; Metazoa; Mollusca; Bivalvia; Myida; Myidae
Product: suppressor of lurcher protein 1-like
Exons: 24
Coding region: 560-2638 (692 amino acids)
Cellular component (GO): plasma membrane
Source: RefSeq, a predicted model, not a curated record
AUAUAAAUUUGAUUGUGUGAUUUUAUUGUGAUGUGAUACAGUUUCAGUGUUCAACAUCUGUUACCUGUGAAAGUGAAAUGGGAAUGAAAUUGGAGAAUAAACCAACACAAUUGAUAGUUGUGCUAAGCCAGAACCUUGGAAUUACGGAACAAUCGAGGUAGUACUCUAUGUGACGGUGUUUGGGAAAUUGCUGACCAAAUAGGAGUUUAAGAUAACGUGUGAUGAAAAUAGCUGGAAAAUGAUAUAUUGAGAUUGUUUACUUUGAAACAACGUGUAUAGAAAGGAGAUAUAUAUAAUCCUGAUCUAAACGAUUGAACGGCAAUACUGAAGGAACACACAUUACUAUCGAUCUGUCAAGAGCGUCCCGCAAAAGUAAAUAACUGAGUAUCAUGAAGGACAGCAGCGUAUGCAUACAUAAAAAGGACGAUUAGAAAUGAAACUAUCAACCGUACCCCACGAGAACCACAGAUGAUCGCUAAAGAUAGAUGAUUUCCAAUGUUUAACACUGAUGAAAAUGUGAUGUUUAUGUUAACAAGAACGGUACCGGUCAUAUUUAGAGAUGUUGUAUUGGUAUGAGGCAUUGCUGCUAUACAUCGUUUAUAUCAUGGCGCCGAGUAGUGGAAUAGAUCCAUCCAAAGAAGCUUGUAACGCUUUUGAUAGCGAUUACUACAAGGAGAAAGCGUGUGAGUGCGUGGUGUUCCAGAGUCUAGGCCUGUCCCACGGGCAUUUCCACUCCCCUAACUACCCGAACCGCUAUCGACCUGGUCUACACUGUAUCCUCUACACAUUCAUCGGUGACAUGAACGAGAUAGUCGAGAUUAAGUUCCUGAAUAUGGACCUCAAGAAACCGGAGACACGGCUCGCAUUCCCGAUAGGAACAGAAACCGGGUGCUCUGACCGGAUACGGAUAUACAAGAACCUAGACCGACCGGAAGUGAACGAGGAUAGCCGAUACGAAGAUGAGGUUUGCGGAACGCUUGCUGACAUGGACGAGAAAAAGUUCUUCUCGAGCGGGCGCGCGCUUAUACUUGAAUUCCAUACCGAUCCUAACUCUAUGGAAUCACAUUCGGGCUUUAAAGGCGUUUUUACAUUCCUUGAAAAGAAAAUGUGUGCGGCGGUGUUUUCUCCUCAUCUUCAUACGCGCUGUACAGGUUCAUUUAAGACAGAUGGUAUAUUACAAUACGGAACACAGUGUACAUAUGACAUUCAAAGUACUUACAAUCAUACCAGUGGGAAAUUCUUCUCGCCACGCUACCCUCAGAAAUACCCACAAUCAUCGAACUGUAGAUACAUAUUCAUGGGACAGGAGUCCGAGAAAGUGAAAGUCAUCUUUAGAAUUAUUCGUCUACCUAAACAUAUAUCAAGUUGUGACAACAGCGAGGAUGUUAUAAAGGUGUAUGACGGCGCUAACGACUCAGCAAAGCUGAUCAAACAAUUUUGUGAUACUCAUAACCACGAGGAGAUCUACUCCUCCGGUCCCUACAUGUACGUGGAGUUCAUGUCGGACGAUUUCCAUGAGAAACAGGGUUUUGCUGCUGAGUUCCAGUUCGUCGACGCCAGCUGGACAGAUCCUAUCUCUUCUCCGUCAGAUGGCGAAUCCGUCAGAAUAUCCGGACCUGAAAUAAGUAAAUCUGCUACUGAAGUGCAAAUGUACGUCAAAGAAGGAGACAAAGUGGAGAAGUGCAACGAGAGUUUUGUGAGCAAGCCUAACAAAAAGAGUGGUACCAUUCUUAGUCCGAACCACCCGCGAGUGUACCAGCCAGGUAUCAUCUGUCAGUACGAGUUCGAGGCAGCUGCACAAGAGAGGAUCCAGCUGAAAAUCUCCAAGCUAGACCUUUACUAUUCUGGUGGAGACCCAUAUGAUCCGUAUGGGUGCAGUCACCAGGACAGCCUGACGGUAUUUAUCUACAUCGAUAACAAAGAGGUGAAGCUUAUCGAGUUUUGUGGGCGCCAGGCCACGCAUCCUCUCAUGUCCAACGGACCAAGGAUGAAGGUCGUCUUCAAGAGCGAGAGCUCACAGAAGGACAGUAACUCAGGAUUCCAACUUGACUUUAGCUUUAGAACAGAUUUUGGUGUUCAGAGUGACGGAGAACAAGAUGAUAGAAAAGAAUGCACAUUCAUUCACGAUGGAUUGAAGAUCCGCAACGGUACAUUUACCUCUCCUAACUAUCCCGGGUUAUAUCCCCGGAACACAAUAUGUGAAUAUAUUUUCCAUGGAGUAAAGAAGAGUAACGAGAAAGUGCAAAUCUCCUUCGCUAACAUGUCGCUGUACGGGUUUGGAACGUGCGAUGACAAGACAGAUAGCGAUAGUGUCUCUUUCUCCAACUUCCUCAACACUGUAGACCGGAAGCUGCCUAAAUACUGUGGCCAGCGGCCCUCUUACCCAUCGGUAACCUCUGAAGCAGCUUUUUUCCGGGUCACCUUCAGAUCCAAUGCUAUGUACGACGCCAAUGGAUUCAAAGCGAAUUUUAGAUUCAUUAAAGACGUGGUAGAGCAAGACACACCUUCAACCACAUUUCCAAAUCCAGAGCCGAUUGGGAGUGGUGCCCGGCUCAUUAAUGGGAACUACAGCUUAAUUGCAAUCGCCACACUUAUUUACAUUUGCCUGUCUGUGAUACCUACUGCAUUUGACGUCUAAAUAAUGGAGCUCCUUCUGUGCGAUUUUGGUCCGAACUCGCUGAUAAACCAUUAGAAGUGAAGAUAAUGGAGCUCCUUAUGUGUGUUAUUGUGUACGUAGUCGGUACAGGAAAUGAGGGAGCUCUUUCUGCGUGUUUUUGGAUUCGCAUUCGGUGAUAAACAUGACAGGACGGCAGCCCGUCUGUAUGAAAAAAUGACGGAAAAAGUAAUCGCAAGCGAAGAUGCAAUCACAAUUGUUUUUCUUUUAUUGAAAAUUAACACGUUCAUAAAGUUCAGUACUGGUUGCACUCAUCACAAUAUGCAUUCAUAGAUACGCAACAUAUCACGCUCAGAUUUGCGCAUGGUUUUUCGGAGCACGCUCGGUUAUUUUACGGACCACUACGGACAUUACCGAGUAGUUGCGAUUGGUUAAGGAGGAUAUAAAAUCUGCUGUUAAUGUUGGUUCAGUGUUCAUUUUGUGUUUAAUGUGAAAAGGACAAGGUUUGUAGUUGAAUUUUUUGUGUGUGGGACCAAUUGUAAUGAAAGGAUCGGUCAUAUUCUUCUCAUUUUCAUUAUAUUUCAAAAAUGUGACUAUAUACUAAAAUAUUUUUUGUUUACAUGUUAUUCCAUCCUUGAUACUCUGUAUAAAUCAAACAGCUAAACAUGUGUUACAAUACCAUUUCUUAAAUAAGAACUUAUUUUGUUUCUGUUGCUAACACUAUAUAUUAUGAUUUAUAAAUGUUGUAUUGCAUAUUCAGUAGAGGCCUAAUGCGCAUAAUUAUGAUAUCUAGACAAAUUACAAUUUCAUGCAAAUGUUAAGUAGUUACUGUUGUAUCAUUAUCAUACUAACAAACAUAUUCAUUUGUGAGAAAGGACCGUUGUUGUUAUUAUCUGAUCUAAAUAAAUGUCUAUAUACUUCUCGUUUGUACAUAAUCUAUGUGUGUAUCUCAAGAACCUAUCUGUUUUGAUGUAUUAAACUCUUAUGAAUUUUACUUUGCAUUUGAAUAAAAGAUUUUA